AUGUCGACUAACCAAUUUCAAGCUGCAAUCACUUCAAAUUUAAUUUCAUCACAAGUUAUCAAUGAUGAAAAGGUACACAAAUCACAACCUUUACGACCAGAUGAUGAAGAUGAAGAUGAUCUUGAUGAUUUGGUAAAUGGGGGUUGGGAAGAUGAUUUUACAGAUGAAGGGGAGGAAGAUGUUGAAGAUAUGAAAGAAUGGGAAAAGUUAGAGUUCUUAUGGCAAAUAAGCAAACAAAAGUCGAUUUCCCUAAUCAGUAAUCAUUCAAACGGUCGUGAAAAUGGAAAGGUUGUCGACCAUGAUGAAGGAGCUCCUCCAAUUAAUCCCCCCGCCGAGAGAAACGAAAAGAGUACGGAAGAGAAUGGAAAUAGCGAGAUCAAGACUGAUGAGACCUCAUCAACUUCGAUCAUAACUAUAUCUUCGGUUAAUAAUAUUAAUCGACCUUCUCUAUCGAUUCCAAAAUUAAAUAUUGAAAAUAAAAAGAGAAAAGCAUCGGAGAAUGAUGAUGAUGAAAUCGACAUAUCCAUGAUCCUUCGGAAAACUAAAAAACAAAAGGAUGGUGAUCUUGAAACCUCCAAGAUACCAAAAUCAUCCCCGAAUGACAAUUUAGAUUAA
Messenger RNA from Funneliformis mosseae, 615 nucleotides. NCBI's taxonomy places the organism in Eukaryota, Fungi, Glomeromycota, Glomeromycetes, Glomerales, Glomeraceae. The record is from the annotation of a GenBank genome assembly.